AAACAACAAGUGACUAUUAGACUUAACAGGGUUCUUUGAAUGAGGCUUCAUUUAGCUCUUGGUGACUAUCAAAGACAUCGUGCUUGACAAAUAUGGCGUACAUUUUACAGCUUUGGAUAUUUUUUGGUGCUCUGGUGUCUUCAAACGCUCUGGACCGCAGGAACAUAGGAUGUACAGAGGUCAAAAUUCACGCCUCUCUGAAAUCUGAAGUCUUUCUCCCUUGUCACUUUAAUGAAAACUUUGACAAUGAAACAGAGACAGUGAAAUGGAGUAACACUUCCAGUGGAGUCGCUCUUCUAACUAUCAUGGAAAAUGGUAGAAUCAUCUUUGAAAGUCCUACAGAAGGACGAGUGAAAGUUUUCCCACUUCUAUUCAGAGACGGAAACUUCUCCAUCCUCAUCCGUGAUCUGGAGCCUUCAGACAUCGGCCCGUACUUUUGUGAGCUGAGGAAUGAAUGCUGGAGAGUGGAGAUCAUACAAUUGGCAGAAAAUAAGAUCAGUCGCUGCAUGGGAAAUUCUUUCAAAUUAAAUUUAGAGGAGGAAUCACAUAAUGAAACUGUGGACUUGAACUCUUAUCAUCAUAACUCCUGGUUGUUCUUUUUUGCUGGAGCUGGACUUUCCACUCUUCUUUUUGUUGUAUUUAAUCGCACUGGCUUACAUAACCGUUGUAUGAGAUGUAUGAGAUCAUCCAAAUCUUGCUCUAUUAAUGAAGAACACCAUAAAGAACAUGAUUCUUCAAAUCAACUUUCUAUCCAACAGAGAGCAUUCAGAACUCCAGAUCUAAAUGAUGCUACCACAACUACAGUAUAUGGUAAGAUACAAUUUAUGUUUGGAAAACUGUUUCUAUUAUAAGGCUGAGAAUAACUUACAAAAUCGUUUCAGUCAACCAGGCAUAACGCUGCAAUCGAAGAGAUGCUGACAACAGUGGGAAAUUAAAGAUUAUCAAUAUGUCAUCUGUUUUUUCUAUUUUCAUUUAUUGAUUUAUACUUUUAAAAAAUGGUUGAUAAUAUACUAAAUACAUUUGUAAACCACAUAUGUAAAUUGAUGUGCAAAUUAGCUUUUCCCUUGAAACUAUUUGUCAGUAUAAGUGAUCUGCACAAAUAAUUUAAAUGCAAACAAACAAGAACACUGUUUGAUUGUAUAAUAUUUACUGUAUAUUAAAUGUAUGUCAACUUCUCUA
Ctenopharyngodon idella (grass carp) is the source of this 1179-nucleotide messenger RNA. RefSeq lists its product as uncharacterized. NCBI's taxonomy places the organism in Eukaryota, Metazoa, Chordata, Actinopteri, Cypriniformes, Xenocyprididae. The transcript has 6 exons. The record is from RefSeq and is a predicted model, not a curated record. Bases 93 to 851 code for a protein of 252 amino acids.